This is a messenger RNA of Diversispora eburnea, 276 nucleotides long. The record is from the annotation of a GenBank genome assembly. Lineage: Eukaryota; Fungi; Glomeromycota; Glomeromycetes; Diversisporales; Diversisporaceae.
AUGUUACAAUUGCCUGUAAGAACUGCCAAAAAGCAAAAAAAAGAUGUUCCGACAAUAACCAAAACUUACCUUGCAAAAGAUGUGUCUGAUGAUGAUGAUACUCUUUCGGAAAAAUAUAAAAUAGAACUUAAUGCGGUCGCGGGAUUAAGGGAUGCAUUCCCUGACAAGUGUUUCGAUUCGAUAAUGAAAGUUCUAACUGCCACUAGCAAAAAAACAUGCCAUAAUGAAGCUAAUCAUAGUUGUCACGCAGGUUGCUUUGUUGUAUCAACGGAUUAA